Argiope bruennichi is the source of this 2966-nucleotide messenger RNA. RefSeq names its product dual specificity protein kinase CLK2-like. Lineage: Eukaryota; Metazoa; Arthropoda; Arachnida; Araneae; Araneidae. Gene Ontology annotation, biological process: protein phosphorylation. Gene Ontology annotation, molecular function: protein kinase activity; ATP binding. Bases 213 to 1763 code for a protein of 516 amino acids. Gene Ontology annotation, cellular component: nucleus. The transcript has 19 exons. The record is from RefSeq and is a predicted model, not a curated record.
CAGAGAAAGAGAUUCCUUCUCUGUGGCUGCCCUAUUCAGUUGUUGUCCCAUGCGGAAUUCAUUGCCUGAUAGCGGUGUUGGUACCUGUUUUUGUUUCUCUGUUUUCUUUAAAGUUUUUAGACAGUUAAGUUGAAAAAAAUUAUUGCUUUUAUGGUUUGCUGCUCUCUGGAAACUUCUGUCAUACCUUCUCUUUUAAGUUGAGUUUAGGAAAUAUGUCAUCUGACCCUGAUAAUCUUGCUGGACCAUCUAAGGAAUCAAGGAAUUUCUCAGUUAAAAAAUCUCAUAUACGCUUUGAACCAACUUUUUGUUCUAAGCGUACUGCUAUGAAAGCAAGAAAAAUAUCAAGAGUAAAUGUUCCCUUCUCUAAUGUUAUACGUUUUGAUAAUAUGCCAUCUCAUCAUGAUCCUCAUCUUGGUUCAUCUGUGGAAAUUAGGGCUCCAUCGGUUAAAAAGGCACAUAUUCUCUUUGACAAAACUUUUUCUGCUAACCGUGCUGCUGCGAAAGGAAUAUCAGGAUUCAAUAUUCCCUUCCCUAAUAUAAUUAUUCCAGAAAAUGCAUCAUCUGACUCUGAUAGUCUUGCUGGAUCAUCUGAGGAAUCAAGGACUCCAUCUGUGAAUGAACCACAUAAUCGCUUUGAAUCAGCUUUUUGUUCUAAGCGUACUGCCGCAAAAGGAAGAAGAAUACCAAGAUUCAAUCGCUUCCCCACUCUUAUUCAAGUUAGACAGAUGCAGAUGGAAUCUGAAGAUCAGGUGUAUACGGAUGAUGAUGAUGGGCAUUUGAAUCUCGGUAUUGGUGAUAAUGUUGAAAACUAUACUAUGGUGGGGCAUAUUGGCAAAGGUACUUUCGGCAGAGUUAUAAAAGCACGUAGCUUAGAUACACGCCAAAUAGUUGCUCUAAAGAUAGUUAGGAACUCUUUAGAGUGCAUAGAAAAUGCUAAAAAUGAAGUUACUAUUCUGAAAUCUUUGAAUGAGAAAGAUCCUGAGGGAAAGUAUUUGUGGGUUCAGAUGGUAGACUUUUUUGAAUUUCAAGAUCAUGUUUGCAUAGCAUUCGAAAAACUUGGUGAAAGUUUAUAUUCUUUUAUGAAAAUAAAUAAGCACCGGCCAUACCAGUUGUCUCAGGUACGGCAUAUCAUCUAUCAAAUUUGCUACUCUGUAAAAGCUCUUCAUGAUAAUAUGAUUAUGCAUACUGAUCUGAAACCAGAAAACAUCUGCUUCCAAUCUUCUGAUUUUACUUAUGGAGUUCGUGCUACACGUCAACAAACUUAUCGUAAGCCUUUAAGUACAAACAUUAGACUGAUAGAUUUUGGAUCAGCAAUUCACUUCACUGAAAGUAGAGAUAUGAUGAUUCAGACUAGAUACUAUCGUGCUCCUGAAGUUAUUUUUGGACUUCCGUGGGAUCAAGCAGUUGAUGUUUGGAGUAUUGGUUGCAUUCUUUUUGAAUUGUAUACUGGAGACUGUCUUUUUGCAGUUCACGAUAAUGCGGAACAUUUCAUUAUGAUGCAUGAUGUUUUAGGUGCUUUUCCUCAUUUAUUUUCCUCAACUGACUUUGCAAAGAGACAUGAAUUUCUUUUAUAUUUGGGACGUAGGAAAAAAGGACGUAAACCUUUAAAACGAUACAUGCAUAUGUCAUCUAAAGAACAUCAAGAGUUGUUUGACUUAAUGGAAAAAUUGUUGAAGUAUGACCCUAAAGAACGAAUAAGAUUAACAGAUGCUCUGCAACAUCCUUUUUUUGAUCUGUUACCUGAUCACCUGAAGUUAGAAUAGGGAAUCUUGUGCUAUUUCAUUUAUGUCUGUGGAAUUAUUGUUUUAUGUUAUGUCUCAAUUCUAUGAAUGUGCUUAAUCUCAUGCUUAAAUAUUGUUAUUUUGUAAGUCACAUUGACUAGUUCUCUAUUCCUAAAAUAAGGUUGAGCUUUUCAAUGCUGUCUUUACUUUCCUAGUAACUUCAUCAAAAUAUACUUGUUUUAUAUUUAUAUAUAUAUAUAGUGUGUUUUUCAUGGCAGUGAUAGUAAUGCAAUAUUGUGUCAUUACUGUCAGUCCAUCCAUGAUAAAUUUAUUUAAAAAAAUGCGAAUGGUUUUCAGGGGGUAAAAAACCAAAUCUUUUUCUUCAUAAAUUAAAAAAAAAAAUACUCUUUUCCAACAUUGGUAAAAUGCAAAAUAUUUCACUAGAUUUAGAACAAAUUGUUUUCUCAUGACUCAUCUUCAUUUUAUCAUGCCCUGUAUGUAUUCUUUCAAGUUGUUCAUUUUUAAUUAACAUUUGUCACUAUGAAAGCACAUUCUACAGCAAUCGUUUUCUGAGCAUUUUUCGCCAAGAUCUUACAAGCAUCUCUUUGAUAGAAAGAAAAUCUACGUAUAAUUUAAUGAUAAAAUAGAUAUAAUCUAAAACAGCUUUUGUAUACAUACUGUUUAUUCCUAUUCUGUCAGUUUGCUUUGCCAGUUAUUAAUUCAGAAUAAUAUAUUACUCUUCAAAUGACCUUAAAGAUUUUAUCAAAAUUUUAAAGAAUAUUUUAUACUAAUAGAUGAAAUUGAAAAUGUGAUAAAAUGAUACUGUAUGUUGUCAUUUUGUUACAAAUAAUGUUACUUGUGAUAUUUUCUUAUGUUUAUAAAGAUAAUAAUUUCUAUAUGACAGAGGUAUCUCUGCACUGUUUUAUAAAAGAAAUGUUUUAUGAAGAAUCGAUAUUUGAGUUUUUUAAUGCCAUGUAAAUAUUUUCAUCAUUAUUGUAUAUCUCAAAGAAUGCUCAUAAUGAGUCAUAUUGACUUUCACUAGUCCUUUUGAAAGAUGUGCAAUUCUUUUUCUCUGUGCUCAUCUUUCUUUCCAUAAAAGUUUAUGUAAUACUUAGAUGUUUGAUGUACUUGUUAUUUUAUUUAUUUAGCUAUACGUUUAAAGUUCUGAACUCUUAUAUACAAUAUUUGAGUUUUAAAAUGUAAUUGGAUUAUUUUAUAUAUCUUCAAAUAUUAUGUUCAUUGUGU